AUGAUUAGGAAAAUAUCAGCAGUAUAUAUUAACAACUCAAAAGAUAUUUUAUUAUCAUCAUUUAAUGGAAGUUUUAUUAAUAACAAUAUAAAUUCCGAUUCUCUUAUAAAUACUAUUCUAUUUAUAAUACUCAUAUGUGUGAGUAUUCCAAGCAUAUUUAUUAAUCUAUUUGCUUUAUAUCGAUUAAAUUCAAAUAAAAAAACAAGUGCUUUUAAUUUUCGUACAAUUUUACAUGUAAGUUUAUUUACAACAUGUACAUGUGUACCAUUAUUUUUAAUUGAAUUACAUUUUAAUUCAUAUUUUCCAUUAUCACCAUUCAUAUGUAAAAUAUGGCUAAUAAUUGAUUAUGCAUCAAUUGUUUGCCUUGGGCUUGUCGUAUGUUGGACAUCAAUACAACGUCAUAUACUUAUAUUUGGUCCUAUACAAAUUAAAAAACGUCAAUCGACAUUAAAAUUUAAAUUAAUACCAAGUAUUCUUGCAUUAGGACUUCCUAUAACAUGGUAUUCUCUAUUAGCAUCAACAUGUACAUAUGAUAAAACAUUAGAUACAACAUUUGAAUGUCGUCCAUGUUUUGAAGAUGAAAAAUUUAUUUUUCUACUUGAUACUAUUUUUAGUUUAAUAUUACCAUUAUCAAUAACUAUAACAGCAACAUGUUUUCUAGUUGUACGUCUUGUACGUUUACGUCUUACUGUACUUCAUUUACCAUCGAAACGAUGGCGUCGUUGUAAACGUUUAACAUGUCAAGUGAUAUUAUUUUCAUCAAUCUAUUUAAUUGGUCUUGUACCUUAUGUAUUAACAAAUUUAAAUUCUUUAUACAAUUUUUGGCCAUUAUUAAAUCGAACUUGGUGUGUAAAAAUAGCAAAUGCAUUUACAUAUGUUCCUUGUUGUUUUUCAUCAUUUUUGAGUAUCUAUGCAUUUCCAGAAAUCUGGAUAAAUCAAAAAACUAAUCGUCAUCAUAAAAUAAAUCAAAAAUGUAAUACAGCGGCGAUUAGUACAAAUAAUAUUACAUCACCAGUGAUAUCUAGUGAGAUUUAA
Molecule: messenger RNA, 1035 nt
Organism: Adineta steineri
Lineage: Eukaryota; Metazoa; Rotifera; Eurotatoria; Adinetida; Adinetidae
Source: the annotation of a GenBank genome assembly